This is a messenger RNA of Mus caroli (Ryukyu mouse), 5103 nucleotides long. Lineage: Eukaryota; Metazoa; Chordata; Mammalia; Rodentia; Muridae. The record is from RefSeq and is a predicted model, not a curated record.
AUGUCAAACUAGGAAACAGCAGUUAUUAAAGCUACUGACGGUCGUUUGCAGCUCCAGUUUGGCCCCAACCGACUUUUGCAUUCAAUGGCUGUAUCAGAAGGGUCAAGCCUUCAGGAUUGUUCUACACAUCAAACAGAUCACAGCCAGGAGGAACCAUCAAAUCCAGAUAGCUACAAAUCCAAGAGUAAAACCAAUUCUUGUUUUAUGUCGGCAUCCAAGAGAAACAGAGCUGUCAGCGUGCCAGUGGGUCAGCUGAGAGUAUCAAAGUCCUCUCUGAAAUUUAAGCCACCCCAUAAUUGCCAUGAAUUGUCUCAGAGAUAUAAACUUCAACCAGGAGUUAUUAGAGUAACAGCUUACAAAACUGGAUCUGAAACAGACUUUGCCAAAAUUAUUUUGCUGGAAGAGUAUACAGACAAGCUGAGUCUGAACAUGGCCGCACAACGAGUCUUCUUGGCAGAUGGCACGAAAGUCCUCAAACCCGAAAAUAUACCCCAUGAAGCCAACGUUUAUGUUGCAACAGGACAGCUCUUUUUAGAUCCAUUCAAAAAAAAAUUUAAAGAUCAUUUACUAUUGAUUAAGGAAGUAACUUGGACAAUGCAUGGGUUGAUGCCUCCCACUGAUGCCAAAAGACAGAAAACGAAGUCCGUUCUUUCCAGAAGGAUGAAGACACUUACUCAGAAGACGUCAGUGUGCAUUCUGGUCUUUAAGAAUGGCAUAGGGCAGGAUGGGCAUGGGAUUAUAGUGGGAAAGGAAACAACGAGAAAGGAUUUGUUUGCAUGCACAAUAAAAAUUAAUCUAGAUUUCCCAGACAUGGAUGGCAGAAAAAAUGGCGACAUCUCAAAAGUUUCUCUGCUUGAAAAAUGCCUGCAAAAUUCCAUCAGUCCUUUGAGGGGACCACUUUGGGUCUCUAAGGGAGAAGGUUUCAGACCCUUGGGGGCUAAGAUGCACGUCCAAGGAAUUCUUGGGGCCUUGUAUCAACGGUUAAAGUCUGCAAAAAAAAAUUAUUACAAGCAGGUAAGUUUGGUAUUGGAUAAUUCUAAAAGCAAAGUCCCAGAAAAGGCCAUUCUUUCCGUGACACAAGAGGAAUGCCACAUGUUACAAGAAAAUGUGAGCAUGCUGAUGGAUGAAUUGCAGACAGCUAUCAAAAGCAACAGAGGUCAUCUCACUAAGCUUGGCCCCCAAUUACAGGCUGAGCAGGAGCAGUUCUCUUAUGUCUGUCAACACAUUAAAAGCCUUCCAGCAAACAGUGUGGUCCCAGGAGGCCUGCAACUCAAGGUGUAUGAAAAUGGUAAAGAUAUCGGAGAGAUUUCUGUUUACUACCAUAGAAGAGAUUUAGAGUCUGAUAGCCAAAUUCAAAGUGAUGAUACAAUGCAAAGACUCCUUCUCAGAAUCCACCAGGAGCAGCUUCAAGGUUCCUCCAUCAGGUCACAAGGCCUCCAUUUUUCUUCAGCCCGGAUUUUCGAUCAAGAGAUUAAGAGUCUACCGCAGCUGAAGAAUGGGCAAAAAAGGGGGCUUUCUUAUGGGAAAGCAUACAGAUCUCCACUAAAUCCCGUUUUGGCUUUGACCUUUGCCCGAGUGACUGCUUUUGACAGAGAUGGUAUUACUGCUGUAUGUAAGACCCUAAUGGAUGCUGAUGCUGUUCCACUAUUUGGAUUAUCUUAUUGUUCUUGUUGGGAAAUUUACGAGGGAUUGCCAGUGAACUUUGACUGCACCAGACAAAAGAUCCCUGAUUGCUUUGAAAAAGUGGCCUUGGAGAUUCACUUCCUACACGAGAUGGAUCCCAAUAUUGUUCAUUAUGCCUCUGUUUCCAUCAGAAAGUACCAUUCCUCAAGGAGUGAAGUCAACAGCAAGAAUCAGAGAGUGUCCUGGCCUUCAGCCAGCAUGUGGCUGAUCACCAAGGCUGGGAUGAUCCUGAACAGAGCGAUAACUCAGGGCUGCCUGACUGUUGGUCAUCCAGUCUGAGUUGAGACCACCCAGGGAAUAUCACUAGAAGGAUAUGAGUGACUGCUGUAGAAAUGACAUGAAGGAGGAGAUGAGUCCCAGAAGCAGAUCUUAGGAACAGAUGACAAUAUUUAUUCUAAGGCUUAUCCUCAGUUUGCCCUGACUUACCGAGAACUUAACUGCUCAGUGGAUGUGAGCCAGACAGAGGACAAUAUCGCCCAUGGUUUCUGGACCACUGCUCAUCAAGAACACUGUGUAGAAGAGGGUUUGCAGAAACACAUCAACAGCCCUUUACUGAAGCAGCUGCCAGAGCCCUCAGACACUUAGGUGGUGCCAGAAGGCUCUCUUGAGGAGACAGAGAGGCUGCCAGUGCUGCUGCUGCAGAAGCUGGAAGGGAGGGAUCCCAGGGCUCCUGCUCAGACGUGAGCCAUAAAACAUAAAGGGACCCAUAAGCCCAGCCAGUGGAAAUACUCCAAAGUUGACAGUCCUCUGUAGAAUAAGCUUACACACAUGUGGCCAGUCCUCCCCAGUGGCAAGCUUACUGAGUUGUAUGACUGGCCAGUAGAAGGACUGUUGGACACAAACAGCUCUCCCAUGAAGAGGAUGGCAAGUAAGAUACCAGAUCUGCAUGUCCCUAUGCGACUCCGAGUUCUAAGGAAUGGAGAGAAGAAAAACAUCAGACCCCUGGUGAUUGGCCCGGACAUCUCACCUGGAUGGAAAUCACAGUGCACUGACAUUUUGAACUUACCUUCUGCUGCUCGGAGACUUUUCAGUGAAAAGGGGAAGGAACUUUUUUCCCUGAAAGACCUACAGCGAGAUGAACUGGUAUAUGUUUCAUGUGGAGAACACUGGGUCAAUCCCGACCUCUCCAUUGCUCAGCAAAGGAGGCAAGUCUUCCUAAGGAGCCUCGAGUUUGACAUUUCUAAGAUUAAAACCUUUUGCAGCAUGAGCAAGGUGGAAGCUCUUGUUUUAGAAGUCCAAAGUGACCUUGUGUGUGGGGGCAAGCUUGCUGUGAAUAAACCUGCAGAGAGUUAUGAACAGGAAAAGCAAGUGAAAGGACCAGAAGAGAGGCACAUAAAAAAUGUUGCUUUAAUAACAGGAGAUGCUCCCAGAGAGACUCUAGAUUCUCAUGCAAGAGCCCACCUCCGCAUGGAAGCCUGUCGCAGGACGUUCAAGUAUGCUUGGCAAGACCCUACGUACAACCUUGCUGCUGAUGGCAGUCUUCCAAAGAAAGCAGAGAAAGAGCUCUUUGAAAAUGUGCAGCCCCCAAAGAAACACAGCCAUGUCCCAAAGCAUAGCAGAUCAUGGAAGCUAUGUCACCAGGAGUUUGAAUACAGAGAUGGGCAAAUCAUCAGCCUCGCUGCUCCUCAGCUGGUCCUGGGGGUACAAGUCUCUAAACCCCGUUCAGGCACAGAGGUCAUUUUGGUGGAAAAGAGAUCUGAUGAAAGUCGCCAACACUGGACACACAAGGCAGACAGCAGGACCUUUCACCUGGUGAGUAACCCAGACCUUGUACUGGCAGUGUCUAUGACCAAAGCUAAAAAUGAAGCCCGUGGCUAUCCAGUUAUCAUUCAGAAGUAUAAACCACACAGCAAUGGGGCUGCCAAUCAAAAGUGGGAUUACGUGGCGAAUAAGAGAGCUUUGAUAGCCUUUCACAGCACCGCCCUGGAUAAGGAAAUCACAGCGGCUAAUUUUUCUGACCUUUGCACAUCAUCUGUCACUAAAGAAAACAUUGAUCAACCUGGAUACUGUUGCCUCUCACCUGAUGGGAAGAGAAAUCUCAUGCUCUGCCUGGCUUGCGGGAGGUCCAUGAGGGCGAAAAAGGAGCUGAAAGAGCUGCUUCCAAAGGCUCCAUUCUCCUGUGUUUCGGGCUCGGAGGAGGAGAAGCUCCGGCCACCAGGGCCUUUCAAAGUCAUCAGUGUUGCCAAGGCUGAUUUAUCUUCUUCCGAAGCUGAAGACACUUUAAGAUAUUAUGAAAAGCGUCUGUCAUCUUUACGGAUGAAGACAUGCGCAUGCACUCCAUCUCACGGUGGUGCGGUAGCUUCGUACCAGAAGGUGGUGAAAAUAACCGCAUACAAAAAUGGGGAUGGAUAUCGGAAUGGGAAGUUAAUUGUGGCUGGAACAUUCCAUGGGCUUCUUGCAGAGUGCACAGAACGACUUCAACUCACCAGAGCAGCUUCCAAAAUCUACACCAGAGAUGGAACUACCAUCCUCACCUUGGAUGGCUUGGUUCUGUGGGCUAUAGGUGAACAACUUAUCCAGACAGACCCUACGGGGCAAAAGAAAAGCACAGAGUCUGUUGGGACAGAAGACAUAGCUGUUCAAACUACAGAAGAAAGCUCAAGAAUGAAAGCAAAGAGCAGACUGGAUUGUGUGGAGGGCAUAGAUAAGUCCCUGCUUGCUCAUGUUCUCAGACGCCCUGUUGCUGUUUGGGUGUCUUGUGGUGAGCCAUUUCUGCCUCUAAAUGCUCCAUGGAAAUCAGAAAAAUUAAAGAAACAAGGCUGUCUGAAGAGGGACAAAAUUUUGGCUGAUUUGGACACCAUGAAACACAAGAUGCGACAGUUGAAAGGGCGGCGAGUAACAGCAUGUCAGCCAGCCACGAUGGUUCCAACCCAAAGCCCUCUGCAGCCAGUGGUGGUUGAAGGAGGCUGGACUGAGCAGACUCAAGAGGAAAUGAAGCUCAUGGAACUGAUAAGAGAGACAGAGGCACGCCUUUCUGAAGACCAAGAGCUGCAGUCCAGACGCUCUCUGAUCGGAGCUCUAUGUAAAGCAGAGAGGCAGCACAGCCUGUACGAGGCUCCCCGAGUGAAACGCGUGUGGGCUUACCAGAAUGGAGGCAGACACGCCGAUGGCACUUAUGUCCAGGCUGGUGCUCUGUCAGAGUUGCUGGAUGGUUGCACUGUGCGUCUGAAAAUGUCCCACCCAGCCAAAACACUUUAUACCUCAAAUGGGGAGCUCAUUGAGUCAUGGGACGACAUAGAGAGGGGUAUGGCUGUCUGCGUGUCUGCAGGACAUGGCUUUAUAACCUCAAAAGAAAAAAAGCAAAUGAUGGAAGUGAAAGCAAAUUAUGUCCGGAUCCUAAGGCAGCAGGGCCCAGAGGCCACAGACAUUGUGGUGUCGCCAUCCAGGAAGCUACUGUCUCUCCUGCAGCUUCCCAGAUGA